AUGAAGACCCGGGGACUGGUUCUCCUCGGUCUCUGUCUGACCCUCAGCACAUGCCGGGCCUCCCCCACCCAGCUGCUGGAGCCCGGGUCCCGGGGCGAGGGUCCCGGGGGCGAGGGUCCCUGGGGCGAGGGUCCCGGGGGCUGCGGCCCCUGUGAGCCGGACCUGUGCCCGGAGCCCCGGGGCUGCCGGGCCGGCCGGGUCCCGGGACCCUGCGGCUGCUGCCCGGAGUGCGGGAACCUGGAGGGACAGGACUGCGACCGGGGGAACCGGAGCGUGUUCUACGGGCUGUGCGGGACCGGACUGCGGUGUCAGGGAGGAGGAGCAGCAGGAGGAGGCGUGGGGGAGGAUGAACAGGUGUGUGUCUGUGAACAUCUGGACGUGGUGUGUGGUUCUGAUGGGAGAACAUACAUGAACAUGUGUCAGUUCAGAGAGGAGGAGUCCUCCAGACCAGGGCUCACCACCUGGGGGAGGGGCCCCUGCAAGACAGUCCCCGUCAUUAAGGUCGGUCCUCGCAGUCAGGUGGACGGGACAGGAAGUAGCCUGGUGUUCCUGUGCGAGGUGUUUGCUUUCCCGAUGGCGCUAGUGGAGUGGAGGAAGGAGGGGCGAGAUGUGGUCCUGCCCGGUGACGACCCACACGUCUCGGUCCAGUCUCGGGGCGGUCCUCUGAAAUUCGAGCUCUCCAGUUGGCUGCAGAUUGAGCGGGCGGAGCCUGGAGACUCUGGGACCUACCAUUGCAUUGCCCGUAACCACCUGGGAUCUGUCUCCGCCUCCGCUGUACUGGGAGUACUGGGAGCAGAGGAGCUGGCGUCCUAUCUGGCCAACGGCGUCUCCGAGAGGAAGCAGCUGAUGGACGCCAGCGACUACGACCAGGACUCCUACUGAUCCACAGGAGACUUCCUGUCCUGGGUCGUCCAGCACACACUGUGGCACCUCUGAAAUAGGACAGAUUCAGCUUCAGGUCACUUGAUGAUGAUUAUAAAUAUAUAUAUAUAAGUACAUAUAUAUAAUAAGUAUAUUUCCUAUUUUUUAUAAUGAUAAUGUCUGUAUCAGUUUGUCUUCUCUCUGAAUGUGACAGGGAGGAUUCUCUACUAGUCUUUGCUGUGUAGCUUAUAUUCUCAUAUUUAAUUUGAGCUGAUGUUUAUGUAUUUUCUCUGAAGGGUUUGUUAUUGUGUCUGAAGUUCAAACUGAAAAGUUCUCUGAACGACAGAGACACUUCUCUCUCUCUCUCCUCACCUCAGACCCACAUUUGUCUUUCAUUGCUCGUUUAGUGACCACCGCUUGCAUACUGGUGUUCACAAUGCAUUGUGGGAUAUGGAGUCCACUGUGUGAGGUAUGCUUACUGUCAGUAAAGGCACUGUACAAAGAUUACGUCUGAAUCUUUUCAAAGAGAUUAAAA
Limanda limanda (common dab) is the source of this 1396-nucleotide messenger RNA. Its product is annotated as kazal-type serine protease inhibitor domain-containing protein 1-like. The record is from RefSeq and is a predicted model, not a curated record. Gene Ontology annotation, biological process: regulation of signal transduction; regulation of cell growth. Gene Ontology annotation, cellular component: extracellular region. Bases 1 to 882 code for a protein of 293 amino acids. The transcript has 5 exons. Gene Ontology annotation, molecular function: insulin-like growth factor binding. Lineage: Eukaryota; Metazoa; Chordata; Actinopteri; Pleuronectiformes; Pleuronectidae.